This is a messenger RNA of Topomyia yanbarensis, 13859 nucleotides long. RefSeq lists its product as uncharacterized. The transcript has 2 exons. The record is from RefSeq and is a predicted model, not a curated record. NCBI's taxonomy places the organism in Eukaryota, Metazoa, Arthropoda, Insecta, Diptera, Culicidae. Bases 2262 to 3233 code for a protein of 323 amino acids.
UCCGUCAGUACCUCCACAGGUUCGGGCACGCGGAGGUCCCAGUCUGCCCGGACUGCCCAGGUGUAGAUGAAACUGCCGAACACAUACUGUUCGUAUGUCAUCGGUUCGAAGUCGAAAGUAGAGCAAUGCUUGACGUCUGUGGCUGGGACACAACCCCGGAUACCCUUAUUCAGCGGAUGUGUCAAACGGUGGAGAAGUGGAACGCAGUCUCGGCUGCUACCAUCCAGAUUCCAGUAGGCUACAGGUAAUCUGGCGAACCGAGCAACAGACGGCGGGCACGGCUAACUAGUGAUUGGUAGAGGUUGGUAGAGGCUAGCACAAAAGUCAGCCUAGCAAGGAGUGAAAAAGGUGAGCACACAAGUCAGCCUCGCAUGGUAUGUCAGAAGUGGGGCCUAAGAAAAAUGUCCCACAUGGGAUGCCAGGGGGAGUGACAAAGGUACAAUAGAGUGGCACGAUUGAGAGUGAAUCAUGUGAUAGGGUGAGCACCCAAGUCAGCCUCACAUGGUAUGGGUAGGGCGAGCACAAAAGUAAGCCUAGCAAGGAAUGAGUAAGGUGAGCACACAAGUCAGCCUCGCACGGAACGUAAAAGGUGAGCACAAAAGUCAGCCUCAUGUGGGAGUGUUUGAGAGUGAAUCAAAGUGCGAUUGAGAGAGCACCCAAGUAAGCCUCAUACAGGAUGUAUGAACGCGUGAGUGAGAGUGAAUGAGUACAUUUAGUACAGCCAUCCCCCCAGAAGUAAUACCGAGAGGUAGUUCCUGGGAGGAAUGAUGGCGGAGCCCAAUGGAGUUUAGUCGGUAUUAAUGGCUGGUCACCAUUCGAGUCCGACACGCCCCCAGUGCACCCAGUGUGGUAGAUUGGAGUGCACCCAGUGUGGUAGAUUGGAGUACCGUUAGCACGUGUACUGGGCUAGGACAUAAAGGUCUUCUCCAUUGUAAAAAAAAAACACAGACAUUUGUCGAACUCGACGAGCUGAAUCGAAUGGUAUAUGUCACUCGGCUCUCCGGGCCUCCGUUAAAAUGUCAGAUUUCAGAGCAAUUGCAAUACCUUUCUAUUGAGAAAGGCAAAAAGGUGCGAAAUCGGCAAAGUCCCAAAAAGUCGAUUUUUAUAAAAAAAAAAAUCGUGAUAACAUAAAUUCUCGACGUUUCAUGCAUUUUAAAGAUGUUUGGCAUCAAAAAUACGAAUUCGAUUUCUGAAAUUUCAUGGGGUCCCCCCAUUGAAAAAAAAAUUUGAGUUCCGGCUUAUAUGGGAAUUUCAUAUGUGACCGGACGGUUUAGUCUAUAUUUCCGGAACCAUACAAGCGAUCCGUGCGAAAUUUUAUAGACAUCUGUGGGGAUAAUAUAGCUAUCAUUUGGGACUAAGUUUGUGAAAAUCGGCCAAACCAUUUCCGAGAAACUGUUACGAGUUUGCUAGUUUUGAAAGAUGGCCGCUUUUCCCGGGCACUUCCGGGACCGUCUAUGGUGGUCAAUGCUGUCAACUGCAAAUUUAAGUUUUUGAGAGACAUUUUAGCGAAAUUUUUACCUUUUUUGCUUUCAUCGGAGUAUCGGUUUGAAUCACAAUUUGCUAUGUGAUCGCACGCCACAACCCGUAACUCCGGAACCGGAAGUCGGUUCGGGAUCAAAUUUAAUAGCCAUUUUCGGGGACGCAACAUCUUUCAUGUGAGACAGAGUUUGGUUGAUUCGGUCUAGCCAUCUGUUAUUCUGAAUUUGGAUACUUCCGCCAGGGCUUCCGGAACCGAUGAUGGUGGCCAAUGUGACCAAAAAGACUGUGAAUGGCUGUUAGUGAUCUAGUACUACAAAUCGAAGCAGUUGGGGUAACAUUUUGGAAAAAUUUUCAUCAUUAUACAUUCAUUGCAGAAUUUAUUAAAAUCGACAUUUUCUACGUGAUCGUACUCUUCACUCUGUAAUUUCGGAACCGGAAGUCGGUCCAUUAGAAAUUCAAUAGCAGUGAAGUGAAUGAGAUUGUGUUCGCGUACACACACAAACGCACAUACACACACAUACAUACACACAUACAUACACACACAGACAUUUGCCGAACUUGACGAGCUGAAUCGAAUGGUAUAUGUCACUCGGCCCUACGGGCCUCCGUUCAAAAGUCGGUUUUCAGAGCAAUUGCAAUACCUUUCUAUUGAGAAAGGCAAAAAGUAACAUUACGAUCACAAUUUCGUGGUAGCGGUAACGUGGAAGCAGCGUUAUCACAGCAGCUGCUCCCUACGAUACACUCACGCUUCAACAGUGAUUCAAGUACUAUAUCAUACAGAUAUGGCAGAAUAUAGUCGUCAGCGAGCAACUAUCUUCGGACGUAUGACCCGAAUCGAAAAAUGCAUCUCAGAUUUCGAUUCACUCAAAGAACAGACAGUGCAGCAUGUCUGGGAACGCAUAAAUGGGAUCAAUAGACUAUGGGAAGAUUUCGACGCCGUUCAGAUCAACAUCGAGAAUGAAGAUUGCAGCAAUACGUAUGAAGAGGACAAUAAAAGACCAGGCUUUGAGUCACGAUAUUUUGACGCAGUAGCAAAACUUGGCUUAAUCGUUGAGAAGCUAGAAGCCGCGCAAAACAGUGUGAUACCAUCAGCUCCUCCCUAUCAAGAUGAGCAUAAUCAGUCUGCAGCAGUGGUGCAGUGGUAUGUGGAACCACAAUUCCGUUUACCACCGUUGGAGCUUCCGAGAUUUCACGGAGACGUAAUGGAUUGCCCUUUUUUACGUGAUUCCUUCGUCGCACUAAUUCAUAACAACGGGCAGUUGUCUGAUGUGCAGAAACAGUUUUAUCUAAAAUCUUGUCUCAAAGGCGAAGCUGUUUAUAUGGUUGAUACUUUGGAUAAUACCGCAGCUAGUUAUGCCGCUGCUUGGGAGAUAUUAUCAUCACGAUAUGACAAUAAGCGAAUAAACAUCUACAAACACGUUCAAAACCUUUUCCACCUACCUCAGAUAACUGAGGAAUCUUCUAAAUCGUUGCGUAAGUUAUUAACCGAUUUUCAACCAAAUGUUUGCGUACUGAAACAACUUGCCCAGCCGACGCGAUAUUGGGGAACACUUUUACAUUAUUUGCUAUCCAGCAAGUUAGAUCAUAUUACACGUCGUGAUUGGGCAAAUAGAAUUAAGCCUUCGGAAGUACCAGUCAUAGGACAGCUGGUAGAAUUUGUUUUGGUCAGGUGCCAAGCAUUGGAAAUAUUGGCUGUUGAAAAAAGGAACCCAAGUCGCCCAAAAUACAAUGCGGUCAUUAACAUUGUCACAUAAAAUGCAUCAGAAUGUCGAAUAUGCAAAAAAUCACCAUUCCAUCCACUCUUCAAGUGUCCAGGUUUUCUGAAAAUGCCGGUUUAUCAGCGAAAUAGAACCGUGAUAGAAUUAAAACUGUGCAGAAACUGUUUUUCGACACGACAGGAAACAUCGGAAUGCAAAUUAAGUAACUGCAGACUGUGUGGACAGCGACACAAUUCGCUUUUGCACGUUCCGGGUGAAUCGCGAGGUAGCUCUGGAAACUAUUAUUGCCGGAGAAGAUUGAACAGGAUAAAUACAUUCUCUGGAACACCUCUUUUGGAUAGAUAGUGUCUGGCAAUACGGAAAAUGUCAUUGACCGUCCGAUUUGUAACAUUGCAAUGCCGUGUACUUCGGCAGAUAUAAAAGUUUUACAAAGCCUAGAACGAUUUUGGCAUAUAGAGCAGCUGGAGCACAGUGUAGCAAAGCAAGCAACGAUGGACAAAUGUGAGCAACAUUUUCGCCAAACUCAUCGACGUUUGUCUGAUGGUCGAUACUGUGAGAUGUAGAUUUACCUCAGUUUCGUACCCCUCAGUCUCUUACUCAACAGUGUUUUACACCGCCAAUAAUGCCUAGUUGUGCUGGCACUGCUGCCACUGCAAAGCGCCAACAUCCGCCACGAUAAUUCUUUGUCAGCGUCAUUGUGCAUCAGAUUCUCGUGGAGGUAAGCCAUAUACAAAGAUGGCAUCUACGUGUCCAGUGAUUUCCUCAGUAAUAAUAAUAAGUGGCGUCCUGUAAGAUAUCCUGCGCAAAUCGCGACUUUUACAUUGGCGAUCCCGCCAGGAGUAACUAUUAUAUUAGUUAGAAAGUCAACGAAAUAAGCAGCAAUAGGAAAUCACUCGACAUGGCGACUUUGAGAAAAUUAAGAAAGUGAAUAUGGAGUGAUCCGAACAAAACAGAAUGGCGUGUUGUGAUAACCGCUAAUUAGAGAGGCGUGUAACGAAGACCGCCUAAGUUAAGGUGUGUAAUGAAAACCACCUGAAGAAAAAAUAACAUGGUGUGUUGCGACAACUGCUUAAUUUUUGAAGAGGCGUGUAACGAAAACCGCCUAGGUUAAGGUGUGUAAUGAAAACCACCGGGAAAAAAUCAAAAUAGCAUGUUGUGAUAACCGCUUAUUAGAGAGGUGUGCAACGAAAACCGCCUAGGUUAAGGUGUGUAAUGAAAACCACCGGGAAAAAACAAAAUAGCGUGUUGUGAUAACCGCUUAUUAGAAAGGCGUGUAACGAAAACUGCCUAGGUUGAGGUGUGUAAUGAAAACCACCUUGAAACAAAAAAGAUAAAAUGGCGAGUUAUGAUAACCGCUAGUUAUUUGGCAGGCGCGCAAUGAAAACAGCUCAGGUUUAAGUGUGUAGUGAAAACACCUGAAUGAAAACAAAAUGACCUGUUGUGAUAACCACUAAAUAUUUGAAAGACGUGUAAUGAAAACCGCCUUGGGAAAAAAUAUGGCCACGUAAUGAAAAAUGACAUUAACUAUAAUGAACAUGUUUAAAUAAUUGUUCGAUGCGCUUUGGAACAAUAAUGGAAAUCGUCAAGUGCAUACAAAUGUUGUCAUAUGUCAUCGCGACUAUAAAUUCGAAGGAAUGGCCAAAGCAAUUGAGCAUGCUUUAUGCAAUUCGGGAAGACUUCCAUGAAAGAAGGCAUGCUUACUAAGCUUGGGUGUGUUGUAAUCCCUGAAAAUCUGUCCAAGAAAACACUAGAAGUGUCUCAUGCUGGACACCCCUUAACGGCAAAACUCAAGAGCAUUCUGCGAGAACGUGUAUGGUGCCCCGGGAUGAACACAGAUACAGUGAGUGCAAUCAUGCAAAUAUCUAAUACAUCCUCUCUUGCGUCAGUGUUUCACCUCGUAGCAGAAAUAGGCCGACGGAAUAUAACUAGGACACCUAGAAGAAGAAGAAACGAUAUUUGGAGGUUAGACUAGACUAAAUUGUUUGCUAAUAUGAUGUUAAUUAUAGCAGACGAAUUAGCAUUAGCGCUGAUAUCACUUAAUAUACCGAAGUGAUAUGGAUAUCACGUCAAAGAAUUCAUAUUUAAGCGAGAUGAUAGUGUUUGACAUUUCAAUUGACAACUCAAAUGUCAUUGAUUUCGAACCGUAAACGUAAUCAUUCGCAAUUGCGGGAAAUUUGCGAUUCUAUCGAAAAUGUUUCAUUGUAUGCAUUAAAAAUAUAUUUAAAGAAAUAAGUUAGAUGUUUAUAUGGUUCGUAUUUCAGACGGAAAGGGCAAAUAUUUUACCGUUGCGUUCCAAGACACUUUUUACUGGUACAUUUAAGUGUUCAGUUGGCUUUAGAUUUGGAUUUAGAUUCUUUAACCAAACUAUUUGGAAACGAUCAGACAUAGAUUCAAUCCUAAGCUAGUGUUCUGUAUUUACUGAAAUGUGUCAUGAAAAAUUAAGUUGCUCAAAAUUCACGUUUUGACAGUUUUAGUGCUCGAUGAAAUCAAAACUGCAGAAACAAAUUUCAACAGAAACAUAAAUAUUGUUGCCAGAAUUAUUGAAAGAUUCGAAAAUAGACCAUGCAGAGUUGCCAGUUACAUUAAAUUGGUCUGAAUUCGAGCAAAAUUGUAUUGAGAUUGGAUAUUUUUUUUUUUUUGAAUUUUUUAGUAAUAUAAAUGUAUAGGAGAUUGUUUAAAUUUUCUAAGAUUACCGAAAAAAUACGAAUUCAUGCAAAAUCGAACGAAAUAUAACAAUUAUCCUGAAGUGACGUUCCCCUCGAGUGUCCAUGUUAAUUCGAAUAAUAUGAGUGAUGAAAGCUGGUUGCCGGUCCAAUGGGAAUUUCUAGCCCAUCCACUUGAAAUGCAGGUAAACACAGGUUGGAAGAGUGUAGCAGUUCUUUUUUUAGGGAAGAGGAAGAAUGUGAGGUGUAGAUUUACCUCGGUUUCGUACCCCUCAGUCUCUUACUCAACAGUGUCCUACACCGCCAAUAAUACCUAGUUGUGCUGGCACUGCUGCCACUGCAAAGCGCCAACAUCCGCCACGAUAAUUCUUUGUCAGCGUCAUUGUGCAUCAGAUUCUCGUGGAGGUAAGCCAUAUACAAAGGAGGCAUCUACGUGUCGAGUGAUUUCCUCAGUAAUAAUAAUAAGUGGCGUCCUGUAAGAUAUCCUGCGCAAAUCGCGACUUUUACAUUGGCGAUCCUGCCAGGAGUAACUAUUAUAUUAGUUAGAAAGUCAACGAAAUAAGCAGCAAUAGGAAAUCACUCGACAUGGCGACUUUGAGAAAAUUAAGAAAGUGAAUAUGGAGUGAUCCGAACAAAACAGAAUGGCGUGUUGUGAUAACCGCUAAUUAGAGAGGCGUGUAACGAAGACCGCCUAAGUUAAGGUGUGUAAUGAAAACCACCUGAAGAAAAAAUAACAUGGUGUGUUGUGACAUCUGCUUAAUUUUUGAAGAGGCGUGUAACGAAAACCGCCUAGGUUAAGGUGUGUAAUGAAAACCACCGGGAAAAAAUCAAAAUAGCAUGUUGUGAUAACCGCUUAUUAGAGAGGUGUGUAACGAAAACCGCCUAGGUUAAGGUGUGUAAUGAAAACCACCGGGAAAAAACAAAAUAGCGUGUUGUGAUAACCGCUUAUUAGAAAGGCGUGUAACGAAAACUGCCUAGGUUGAGGUGUGUAAUGAAAACCACCUUGAAACAAAAAAGAUAAAAUGGCGAGUUAUGAUAACCGCUAGUUAUUUGACAGGCGCGCAAUGAAAACAGCCCAGGUUUAAGUGUGUAGUGAAAACACCUGAAUGAAAACAAAAUGACCUGUUGUGAUAACCACUAAAUAUUUGAAAGACGUGUAAUGAAAACCGCCUUGGGAAAAAAUAUGGCCACGUAAUGAAAAAUGACAUUAACUAUAAUGAACAUGUUUAAAUAAUUGUUCGGCGCGCUUUGGAACAAUAAUGGAAACCGUCAAGUGCAUACAAAUGUUGUCAUAUGUCAUCGCGACUAUAAAUUCGAAGGAAUGGCCAAAGCAAUUGAGCAUGCUUUAUGCAAUUCGGGAAGACUUCCACGAAAGAAGGCAUGCUUACUAAGCUUGGGUGUGUUGUAAUCCCUGAAAAUCUGUCCAAGAAAACACUAGAAGUGUCUCCUGCUGGACACCCCUUAACGGCAAAACUCAAGAGCAUUCUGCGAGAACGUGUAUGGUGCCCCGGGAUGAACACAGAUACAGUGAGUGCAAUCAUGCAAAUAUCUAAUACAUCCUCUCUUGCGUCAGUGUUUCACCUCGUAGCAGAAAUAGGCCGACGGAAUAUAACUAGGACACCUAGAAGAAGAAGAAACGAUAUUUGGAGGUUAGACUAGACUAAAUUGUUUGCUAAUAUGAUGUUAAUUAUAGCAGACGAAUUAGCAUUAGCGCUGAUAUCACUUAAUAUACCGAAGUGAUAUGGAUAUCACGUCAAAGAAUUCAUAUUUAAGCGAGAUGAUAGUGUUUGACAUUUCAAUUGACAACUCAAAUGUCAUUGAUUUCGAACCGUAAACGUAAUCAUUCGCAAUUGCGGGAAAUUUGCGAUUUUAUCGAAAAUGUUUCAUUGUAUGCAUUAAAAAUAUAUUUAAAGAAAUAAGUUAGAUGUUUAUAUGGUUCGUAUUUCAGACGGAAAGGGCAAAUAUUUUACCGUUGCGUUCCAAGACACUUUUUACUGGUACAUUUAAGUGUUCAGUUGGCUUUAGAUUCUUUAACCAAACUAUUUGCAAACGAUCAGACAUAGAUUCAAUCCUAAGCUAGUGUUCUGUAUUUACUGAAAUGUGUCAUGAAAACUUAAGUUGCUCAAAAUUCACGUUUUGACAGUUUUAGUGCUCGAUGAAAUCAAAACUGCAGGAACAAAUUUCAACAGAAACAUAAAUAUUGUUGCCAGAAUUAUUGAAAGAUUCGAAAAUAGACCAUGCAGAGUUGCCAGUUACAUUAAAUUGGUCGGAAUUCGGGCAAAAUUGUAUUGAGAUUGGAUAAUUUUUUUUUUCGAAUUUUUUAGUAAUAUACGAAUCUAUAGGAGAUUGUUUAAAUUUUCUAAGAUUACCGAAAAAAUACGAAUUCAUGCAAAAUCGAACGGAAUAUAACAAUUAUCCUGAAGUGACGUUCCCCUCGAGUGUCCAUGUUAAUUCGAAUAAUAUGAGUGAUGAAAGCUGGUUGCCGGUCCGAUGGGAAUUUCUAGCCCAUCCACUUGAAAUGCAGGUAAACACAGGUUGGAAGACUGUAGCAGUUCUUUUUUUAGGGAAGAGGAAGAAUGUGAGGUGUAGAUUUACCUCAGUUUCGUACCCCUCAGUCUCUUACUCAACAGUGUCCUACACCGCCAAUAAUGCCUAGUUGUGCUGGCACUGCUGCCACUGCAAAGCGCCAACAUCCGCCACGAUAAUUCUUUGUCAGCGUUAUUGUGCAUCAGAUUCUCGUGGAGGUAAGCCAUAUACAAAGGAGGCAUCUACGUGUCGAGUGAUUUCCUCAGUAAUAAUAAUAAUAAUAAAUCGCGACUUUUACAGAUACGAAGUCACACUACCAUUCGAGCUGUCACCAUCGAUGUUGGGGGAUUCCGAGUGCAACGCUCUAAGACGAUUCCUCUUUAACCCUUUCAUGCCCAACUUUUUUCUGGUGCAUGUAGGGUUUCAAAGCUAUUUUUCUUUAAAAACGGUGGGGUUAAGUAACACAAAAAGCAUUUAUUAAUAAAAAUAGGUGCUACCUUCGCAGUGCUAGAAGCUGCUCAAUUUUUACCUUCCAAUGCUCCAUACAAUUUUCCUAGAAUGUUUACAACAGUCCGAUUGCGACGAAAACGUAGCCAAAGACAGCCUUGUCCGUUUUCAAUAAUAUUGCAACAUAACGAAGAUAUAUGAAACAUUCAUUUUCCGUCGUCAACGUAAACUGUCCCUGGCAGCACUGCUCCAUCGAACUUCAAUCAGACUAACUGCAAUAACUUCAAGUUUAGAGCUGAUCCUUGUAACUGUAAAUACUCAAAUGAAAUUCAUGAGAUAAUAUGAAAGGAAUGGACACAUGAGUACAUCACUCAGGCAAAAAAUAUAGCGAAUUUCAUAAGAAUAUCGUACAUUUUUGGCCACAAGUAGCACGUAUGUAAAACAUAAGAUUGUCUUAUGAAACGGCAUUUAUUUUGUCAAAUCAGUUUGCUAUGACUUCAUUUUGUAUAAGGUAUCUUUGAUUUUUCAUAAGACAGUAUUAUACAUUUGUCUUAUGAUUAUAAGAAUCAUAAGAUGCUCGUAUGAAAUUCAAACGACUGGCGUGUGCAAUCACUUAUAAAAUGUUGAGGUAAUCAUAAAAGUCGUAUGUUUUUCAUAUUAAUCUUCUGAAAACAUAGUUUUGUUACUUUUCUAUUCAUCAUAAGAUAAAUCUUAUGAAUUUCGCUAUAAGUUUUUCCUUAGUGUAGAAACUCCAAAAUCUUAUAACACGGUGCACAGUGGCAGAUUUCCCCAAAAACCUGGUCAAAAGUCCAAAAUGGUUUUGAUUGACCUGUAAAGGUAUAUACCACGGUUUGUUGGGGCGCAGAUUACGAUUUUGAUGUCAGAUUUUCAAAAUUCAAAAUGCCGGAUGCAAAAUGGCCGACAUUUUAAUAUAAUUAUAAUUAAAUUUUCACGAAUGAAUGGCUUUAAUGGUUCCAGUGUAUGCCAAUAACGUUUAUAAUGUAUCGAAUUUUAAAUGGUGUGUAGUUAAAUGAUGGAAUUUGUUGAUUUGCACGCAAUAAGACAUUUUGGUGUCUAGAUGAUGUAGAUUUUAUGAUAAUUGAUGUUAUUAGUAAUUUCAAACUAUGUAUUUUGAAAUAUUAUACAACAUAGUUCUAAAACUUUUCAACUCUCUGUACGAUUAUUAUUCCAUUGCUGUCCGAUGCACAUAUUUCUCAAAGAACGAAAAAUAGUAUUUUUUAAAAUUAUAGAAAACUAGCUAAUACCCAUCGCGCGAUUUUCAACGUAAUAGGAGGAAAACACAAUUUGUUCCGUAGCGCCAUCUAGCGGGCAGAUAAUCCCCAACCAAUUGCACAUAAACACGCUCCAUAACAAAUGCCUAGCUUCUUGCUAUUGGUGGCAACCUUUAUAGUGACUGACUAUAAAUAAUAACUCUUGAUACUAACUAACCUUGUAUGAUGACUGACUGUUCUGAUUGUAAUUUGUACUAGAGGUGUGCGCCGAUGCAUUUUUAAUCGGUGGCGGCGUAAGCGACAUUUUUGGCCGGCGGCGGCGUCACGCCGUUGGACCCUACCGGCGGCGGCGCGCCGGCGUGUGUCGGCGUGACGAAUAUUGACGCCUAUACUUCAUACAUACAAACAAACGUUACAGCUUAUAGACAAUCUAAAAAAAUCAUCGCCCACGAUGUACUAGCGACAUCUGUUGAACACAUUGCACAAAAUGUAAUUCUCGCAACCAUAUCGAAUUUUUUUUCAACUGAAGCUCCAAUAGUGCCCACCCUGCUUGCCAAAUGCAAGAUAAUAAAUGAAAGGUGUAACUAUUUUUACAGUUGUAAAAUUUGAAGAAUGAAAUAGAAAAAUUGUCGAUGUCGCAUACUACGACUUCGCAUGAAAUAAUGAUUGCAAUGGACAAAUUUGAAGAGUGCAGAGUAACGACUGUAUUUAAAUGACCCAUAAUAAUUAUUUAUUGUUCUAUAUUUGGGAAAUUAAGCAACGGUAAAAAAAAUUUGUUUUGUUUGAGGAAAUUAAUUGUUGUUGUCAUUUCAUUGUUUAUUGUUUCUAUUUAGUCAUCUUUACCGUAAGCCCGGGGACAAUUGACAACUCCAAUAUAUUGAAUUCAUAAGCAAAUUUUGGGGGUGAUAUGGUGAUUUUUUUUGCUGCUAGAAUUCUGAUAAAAACACAAAUUCUAUUCAAAACGAAUUGUUAAGCUUGGUGGUGAUGUACUUUCAUUGGCCAAAAUGUUUUUUAUUUACGAUUCUCGAGAUAAAAAGCACCAAUGAUUUAACGAUUUCAAACUUCACACAACAAGAAAUCUAAAAUAUGUUUAGGAAGGAAGAGAGCCGGUUGUUAAAAACAGAUUUCCAGCUAAAUAUUAAUAAGAUUUAUGUAACUUUGCUGAUGGUUUUCAGUUAGGGAUAAAUUUAUUCUCUAAUAAUAGUUUUCUUUAUUCACAUUUUGGAAUAAGCUUUUUCUAAAUGUUGUUCUAGCCGCAUUGACGGCGUUCAUAGCACACGUAACGAAACACGCUUUUCUCUUGAAACUUUUUCGUUUCGUUGUUCGUAGUACUCAUACAGAGAAGGCAUACUAGCGCCACCAUCAAAUCGGUGGUGCAUAUAUGAAACAAGCACUAUCUGUCAAGUUGUCCCUGGGUUGUUUACCAUCGCUCUUUUAGAAUCCCGCAGAUAUCAGGUACCCUAACACGAGGCGUUAUUAUUGGUAUUACUGCGCAGAAAUGUCACUUUUAAUGAUCGUGUAAGGACACCUUUCAAGGUAGACACAUUACUUCAUUUUCCAGGCUGGUGUUUACUUUUACUUCUUGUAAGUACAAAAUCGCCACAAUGAUAAGGAAUACGAUUCCCUGGUACUACAUUUUCUUACAACGUACGACCUGCUUCUAUCUUGAAUGCAAAGUAUGCUCGAUGUGCUGCAAUCAUACAGUUCUACACCCUGACGAAACCUAAAUAUACAGUUACUAUCAAUCAUAAUCAUUCCACGACUUAACGUGUUAGCUCCUGUUAGGUUGAAACUGAUCACUAAACAAGUCUGAUUGAAAAUGGCCUGAGCGUAUCUCUAGUUUUCGUAGCACCUGCACCCCGCCAAUUUCUCCAGCAGUUCCAGGGACCAACAAAUUCUAAUCCAUUGCAUACAUUCGAUACACCGAAUCAAUUAAAUUACUAACAUACUGUUAUGUGCUUAGUCAUCGAUUGGCAUCGUGUUGUAACCAGAGUUAAAAAUAAUCGAAUCUGUUUUUGACGACUGAAAAUGAACCUGAUGCGACUCGCGGUGAAUAGAAAAAAUAUUCAUUCAAAUAUCCAUGUUAAUCAUUCAGUUGAAUAUCGUACAAUAUAUUCAUUCACUAAUUAUCUAGGAAAAUGUUUUCAAAUGCCGGUAAAGCAACUGAAACAACAAUCAUCAUCGCUUACAUUGUGCCAGGGCCUACUUUGAUGCGUUUGAUUCGUUACUGCACGGUCGCUUCGUGUAAUAAUCGGAAACGAAUGAAAAUCUGCAUGGAUGAAUGGGCGGUUUGUUCGUUUGACGUUUUCAGCUGCGUCGCUGAAUAUUGAAAAUGAAUGCGGCUGAAUAUGAUCAAUUUUCAUUCAAUGAAUUUGAAUAUUUUUAACUCUGGUUGUAACUUAAGAAAUGGUUGUGAACAACUCCCACCUUGGGCACUUCGACAAGAAUUAAUUUCACAUUUCCGGCCCAUAUUGUUUGUUUUGGUUUGCAUUAGAUUAAAAAGACCGUAACGUUUUCGGGUGGGUGCGGAAACUAAGUAACGCAUUUAGCUCUGUGUCAAAAUCUCUUCACUGACGCCACCGAUUUGUAAUUGAAAUCGACCUUUUUUCUACGAGUGAUGAAAAUUCAUCUCGUGUUACGACUUAUUUGUCUGUGAUACCAGGCUGGUGCAAAUCACUGAAUAUCUUUCUUGAGUGGGGCUAGAUCAUACGAUGCAUAAUUUAUGAGACUAGAAAUCUUACCCUCUUUUUUUUUUUACAAUGGAGAAGACCUUUAUGUCCUAGCCCAGUACACGUGCUAUUGGUAGGGUCCAAUCUACCGCACGGGGUGCACUGGGGGCGUGUCGGACUCAAAUGGUGACCAGCCAUUAAUACCGACUAAACUCCAUUGGGCUCCGCCAUCAUUCCUCCCAGGAACUACCUCUCGGUAUUACUUCUGGGGGGAUGGCUGUACUAAAUGAACUCAUUCACUCUCACUCACGCGUUCAUACAUCCUGUAUGAGGCUUACUUGGGUGCUCUCUCAAUCGCACUUUGAUUCACUCUCAAACACUCCCACAUGAGGCUGACUUUUGUGCUCACUUUUACGUUCCAUGCGAGGCUGACUUGUGUGCUCACCUUACUCAUUCCUUGCUAGGCUUACUUUUGUGCUCGCCCUACCCAUACAUGUGAGGCUGACUUGGGUGCUCACCCUAUCACCUGAUUCACUCUCAAUCGUGCCACUCUAUUGUACCUUUGUCGCUCCCUCUGGCAUCCCAUGUGGGACAUUUUUCUUAGGCCCCACUUCUGACAUACCAUGCGAGGCUGACUUUUGUGCUCACCUUUUUCAUUCCUUGCUAGGCUGACUUUUGUGCUAGCCUCUACCAACCUGUGAGGCUGACUUUUAUGCUCACCCUUAACAUGCAGUGAGAGACUGACUUGGAUGCUCACCCUUUCACUCCUCUGCCACGCCAUGAGGCAUCGAUAGCUUAGUUCCAACAUACUACGCUACGACCCUCCCGUCUUGGCAUGAGGCAGUCCACUUAUACGCCUAUACACUCACUCUUCUGUCUUGCUUCGGGGUGGCUGGGUUUACCCCUUACGCGGUUGCCAUUCGCUGCGCCAAACCUGCCUCGGCAUGAACAGACCAUUCACUCCCUUUUUUGCGCUUGGCCUUUUUUGCUCCAGCUAACCAAUCACUAGUUAGCCGUGCCCGCCGUCUGUUGCUCGGUUCGCCAGAUUACCUGUAGCCUACUGGCAAUCUGGAUGGUAGCAGCCGAGACUGCAUUCCACUUCUCCACCGUUUGACACAUCCGCUG